CAGACUUGUAGUGAAGUCAUCUUGCCUCGUCUGCUCCUUUUAAGCCGGCAUUUCUGAGAGGGAGGACCCUGGGAAGCAUAUACAAACACUCAGCCACAAAACUGCACUAGUGGUCCGGCAGAGAACUGAACUAUUCCUUCACACAGAACAGGAAGUCGAAGUGACCUGACAUCAAGAUGGCUGCAAAGGGAGUCGGCAUGGCUAACAAAGGUCCAGCGUUUGGCAUGAGCCGGCAGGUGCAGGAUAAAAUCGACAGCAAGUACGACGCUGAGCUGGAGCAGAUCCUGGUGGAGUGGAUCUGUCGUCAGUGUGGCUCCGGCGUGGGAAGGCCGGAGGCGGGCAAACUGGGCUUCCAGGCCUGGCUGAAAGACGGAUGUAUCCUGAGCGAGCUGAUCAACAGUCUGUUUGUCGGAGACAAGCCUGUGAAGAAGAUCCAGAGCUCCGGCAUGGCCUUCAAACAGAUGGAGCAGAUCUCCCAGUUCCUCAAUGGUGCAGAGAAGUACGGUGUCACCAAGACCGACAUGUUCCAGACUGUGGACCUCUGGGAAGGUAAGGACCUGGCGGCGGUGCAAAGGACCCUGUCAGCUCUGGGCAGCUUGGCGAUUACCAAGGAUGAAGGAACAUACAAUGGAGACCCCAACUGGUUCUUCAAGAAAGCUAUGGAGAACAAGCGAGACUUCAGUGACGAGCAGAUGAAGGCGGGCAAAAGUGUGAUCGGCCUCCAGAUGGGCUCGAAUAAGGGAGCCAGUCAAGAGGGCAUGAGCUACGGAAGAGCCCGGCAGAUCCUGUAAAAUCCCUGAGUCGCAGACACCCCCGAAACCUCCGCAGCCCCCCGACACCUUAGAGCCUGUAAGCGUCUCAACUAAAACCUUCUCCGCUUUAGAAGUUAGUCUCUUUCUAAAAAAGUUGCCCCACCUAUGUCGUCUCUACACUCUCCCCGAGCCCCCGACGUAGAUGAACUAUCGCAGUGUUCACCAUGUGCUUCGUCCCUUCCGCUGCAGUUAGGCCCGAGUACGACUGAAUGUCUGAAGUCUUGAGUGCGUAGUAAUCUGAAAAGUGACCAAUUCACUUCCUUGGAGGUAAAAACAACCAAGAUGCCAAAAGUCACACGGUUCCUUCCUAAUAUUACGAAUACGACCACUGUUCCAUUGAUACAUUAAGAAACGUCGGAACCAGAAAGCACAAAUUUUUCUACAAUUCAGAAAUAUUGGCUCAUGAUUCAGGAACAGGAACUCACAGGAGGGACAAUCUGAGAGGUGACACGUGGUAGCCUAGACCAGCACUCCUUAAUUUGUACUUUUACAACAUUGUUUGAUACCUAGCACUUCCCACGAUGCUACGCCAAGCUGUAUCAGCACCAAUAUUUUUUUUUGUACAUUGUCUUAUUAAAUAAUGACUUUGAAAUCUG
Scophthalmus maximus (turbot) is the source of this 1408-nucleotide messenger RNA. It is a transcript of the gene tagln, whose product is annotated as transgelin. Gene Ontology annotation, molecular function: protein binding. Bases 177 to 791 code for a protein of 204 amino acids. The transcript has 6 exons. NCBI's taxonomy places the organism in Eukaryota, Metazoa, Chordata, Actinopteri, Pleuronectiformes, Scophthalmidae. The record is from RefSeq and is a predicted model, not a curated record.